Messenger RNA from Drosophila navojoa, 2095 nucleotides. RefSeq names its product DNA-dependent metalloprotease SPRTN (gene mh). The record is from RefSeq and is a predicted model, not a curated record. Gene Ontology annotation, molecular function: metalloendopeptidase activity; polyubiquitin modification-dependent protein binding; single-stranded DNA binding. Gene Ontology annotation, cellular component: nucleus. Gene Ontology annotation, biological process: DNA repair. NCBI's taxonomy places the organism in Eukaryota, Metazoa, Arthropoda, Insecta, Diptera, Drosophilidae.
GCGCAAGAAAAAUAUGGACUUAAUGAAGGCAUCCAGCUCGCCGCCAGUUGGUUACAAUAACUAUUUGGAUCAAACACAAAAUCUAGUGCAUCCGGAGUGGGAGCUAGUUGAUCCCACACCCGACAUAUUUGCCAUGUUUGUCCGCUUCGAUCAGAAGUUUUUUCAGAAGCGUCUUGGCGCCGUUGUUGUUGAGUGGAGCAAGCGCAUGUAUUCCUGUGCUGGCAUUUGCUAUCAGCGUGGCAAUCGAUUCGUCAAGGAGAUAAUCAUACGGCUCAGUGAGCCGCUGCUAAAGCUGCGUCCACGCAAGGACUUGGUCGAAACAUUGCUGCACGAAAUGAUACACGCCUAUUGCUUUGUGCUCAAUAUACGCGAGGGUAAUGGCGGACAUGGACCAAACUUUAAGCGCAUCAUGGGCAUCAUUAAUAAAGUCGCUGGCACCAAUAUAACCGUCUAUCAUACCUUUCACGAUGAGGUGAAUGCCUAUAAGACUCACAUUUGGCGCUGCAAUGGCGUCUGCCAGUUUCACCAUCCCUUCCAGGGCUGGGUGAAGCGCACCUCGAACCGUGCGCCCGGCCCGAGCGAUCAAUGGUGGGCCAAGCAUCAGCGCGAUUGCGGCGGCACCUUCGAGAAGGUGAGUGAGCCAGCCAAGCCCGCUGGCAGCAAAUCAAUGCCAAAACCCAAAGGACCGAAGUACACAACCAAAUUCAAGAAUGAAACAACAACAACAACAGCUGGUGAUGAUAUACGCAAUUAUUUUGGCAAGCCAAAGCCUUCAGUUAACCUAUUGCCACAAGUGCAGCCGGCUCUCGGUCUGCCGGGCGCCUUUCCGCCCACAUCAUAUCCGGGCUUAUCGGGCAACCCCUUUGGUGGCCGCGGGCCUAGUGCUGGCACCAAGAGGCGUAACAAUGUGGUCGGCUUCAAAGACCUAAUCGACCUAAGCAGCGCCGACGAGGACAGCAAAGGCGAUGUCAAACCCACUUUACCGAAUCAAGAUGAAAUGCAAGGCAAGGGCUACAGUAUGAGCAAUGGCAGUACCGACCCCGCUGCCAGCCCUGCUCGCUUCUCGGACACUGUCAAUCUCAAUCAUUUGCGUGAGGUAUGGUCAAAGCGUUUCGAAAACAAUGAUCAAAAGAAGGAGAAGGUGAAGGUGAAGAAGGAGAUCAAGCAGGAGCCAGAACCCGAGCGCAACAAUCCAAGCAAGCGUCGUCGGAUUUCCGAAAAUACCGGUGGCUGGGUGUCCUACGAUAAAGAUGUAAUGGUAUGCGAUGUGACCGAGCCUGUCAUAAAUAUUUCAGACAGCGACGACGAUGUGCAGCCGGUGCCCAAGGUGGCGGCACCAGCCGUUGCCAAAACUACUUCACAAUUGUCCAGCCAGGAGCGCACCAUCAACAUCAAGCGUGAGGUGAUGGAGGAUGAGACGCUGUAUGGGGACGAUGAGAUCUUUAUGAUUGAUGAUGAGUACGAUGAUACUAUCAGUGAACUGAGUGCUGCCGCUGAGCUGGCCGAUCAGUCGAUCAUCGAUGAUAUAUUCGGCGAGGAUACGCUCCUGCAGGAGUUCCAGCGUGAGAAUGAUGUGGUGCCCUGCAGCUCGCGCUAUCAAUACGAUGCUGGCAACGACAUAACCAGCUGUCCCAUUUGCUUUGAGAAAAUGAAACGUUCAGAGUUUUCCAAUCAUCUUGAUGGCUGCAGCAUCACCAUUCGUGUGCCGCCGCCAACCAUUAAGCCGAACGGCCCACUGCCCGGCGACAGCAACAGCAUCAACAAGCCGAAAAACAAACAUAAGCCAAAGGUGAACAGGCGCCAGUCCGCAACAUCAAAGCGUGAGAUUUUGAAGAGCUCCGGCUACUCAAGUGCCGACAUAGCUGCCUUAGAGCUCAGCUCAUCCAGCGAGUCCAGUGAGUCCCCAAGGAGCAGUGAGAGUGACAUGACACCGCGUCAGAUGCGCCAGCGCUCGCUCUACAAGCAGACCACAGAGUGCCCCAAAUGCGGCCAGGAGCUGCUGGGCCACCAAAUGGAAGCGCAUCGCAACAUCUGCAAGCGCACCAAAUAAUUUAGCUAUAUAUAUCUGUAUACGACUCAAGUUGUCCGAUAUGCA